AAAGCUUCCGUUCAUAUGUCACACUUCAGUCAGCAGAAAACUUGGAGUGGGGAAAACCCCUUUGCCUGUAAGGUAUGUGGGAAAGUCUUCAGCCACAAAUCAAAUCUUACUGAGCAUGAACAUUUUCAUAAUAGAGAGAAACCUUAUGAAUGUAACGAAUGUGGAAAAGCCUUUAGCCAGAAGCAAUAUGUUAUUAAACGUCAGAACACCCACACUGGAGAGAAGCUUUUCGAAUGUAACGAGUGUGGAAAAUCCUUCAGCCUGAAGGAAAACCUUCUCGCCCAUCAGAAAAUUCACACUGGAGAGAUACCUUUUGAGCUUAAGGAUUGUGGGAAAGCUUUCAUUCAGAAGUCAAACCUCAUCAGACACCAGAGAACUCACACGGGAGAGAAGCCUUUUGUAUGUAAGGAAUGUGGAAAAACCUGCAGUGGCAAAUCUAACCUUACUGAGCGUGAGGAAAUUCAUAUUGGAGAGAAACCCUUUAAAUGUAGUGAAUGUGGAAGAUUUGGCCAGAAGAAGUACCUCAUAAAACAUCAAAACAUUCACACUGGAGAGAAACCCUAUGAAUGUAAUGAACGUGGAAAAGCCUUCUCUCAACGAACAUCACUUAUCAUAUAUGUGGGAAUUCAUUCAGGUGAUAAACCUUAUGAAUGCAAUGUAUGCAGAAAAGCCUUCUCUCAAAGUUCAUGUCUUACUGUGCAUGUGAGAAGCCAUACAGGUGAAAAUCCCUAUGGUUGUAAUGAAUGUGGGAAAGCUUUCUCUCAAUUCUCAACCCUUGCUCUGCAUUUGAGAAUACACACAGAUAAGAAGCCUUAUCAAUGUAGUGAAUGUGGGAAAGCUUUUAGCCAGAAGUCAUACCAUAUUAGACACCAGAAAAUUCAUACUCAUUAAAAACCCUA
Messenger RNA from Herpailurus yagouaroundi (jaguarundi), 899 nucleotides. RefSeq names its product zinc finger protein OZF-like. Lineage: Eukaryota; Metazoa; Chordata; Mammalia; Carnivora; Felidae. Gene Ontology annotation, biological process: regulation of transcription by RNA polymerase II. The record is from RefSeq and is a predicted model, not a curated record. Gene Ontology annotation, molecular function: DNA-binding transcription factor activity, RNA polymerase II-specific; RNA polymerase II cis-regulatory region sequence-specific DNA binding.